AUGUCGAACGCGGCAAAUCUCCCCCGUCGCAUCGUCAAGGAAACGCAGCGACUCCUCGCGGAACCCGUACCGGGCAUCAGCGCAACGCCGUACGAAGACAACCUCCGCUACUUCCAAGUCGUGAUCGCCGGGCCUCAGUCGUCCCCGUACGAGAACGGCAUCUUCAAGCUCGAGCUCUUUCUGCCUGCUGACUACCCCAUGGCGCCACCCAAGGUCCGGUUCCUGACUCGUAUUUACCACCCGAACAUUGACAAGCUCGGGCGUAUCUGCCUCGACAUCCUCAAGGACAAGUGGUCGCCCGCGCUCCAGAUCCGCACGGUGCUCCUGAGCAUCCAGGCACUGCUUUCAGCUCCCAACCCCGACGACCCGCUUGCGAACGACGUUGCUGACCACUGGAAGACGGACGAGCCGGGUGCCUUGCGCACGGCCAUGGAGUGGACGCGCCGGUUCGCUUAA
Molecule: messenger RNA, 456 nt
Organism: Saprolegnia diclina VS20
Lineage: Eukaryota; Oomycota; Saprolegniomycetes; Saprolegniales; Saprolegniaceae
Product: ubiquitin-conjugating enzyme E2 35
Exons: 2
Coding region: 1-456 (151 amino acids)
Biological process (GO): DNA damage tolerance; protein K63-linked ubiquitination
Cellular component (GO): nucleus
Molecular function (GO): ubiquitin conjugating enzyme activity
Source: RefSeq, a predicted model, not a curated record